AUGUUGAGGAGCACUGCACUAGCGGUGUUUGUGUUAGGCUGUUUUUGUAAGUUUUUGGAAGGUGAUGAUUUAUAUUUUUAAGCGAAAAUUUAUCUGCCAAUUUUUUUGAUUGUGAUAGUUUAGGCUUAUCUAAUGCCAUAACGCAAGAAUCCCUGGAAGAUGAAGACUCACAACAGACCAGACGAGGAUACAAGGUAAUUAGAAUGUUUUUGGAGAGUUUUCGAAUAUGAGUUCUGGAAGAUACAAAAGUUUUCUGAAGUCCUUUUGAACGUCAGAAAAUUUUUGUUUAAAAAAGCUUGCUCUUAUGGAGAGUUAAAUCUUUGUAAAACCGAGCUCUUGACAACAUCAUAUUAGCUUCAAAUUUCCAGUUUCACAACCCGGUCCCAGCCACGCCACAUUCUCCGUGGUUAAGUGGCCCAAAUGAGAAGAAAUACAGUUUCCAUAUUGGGCAGCAAUCCUGGGUGGCUGCCAGGGAAAUCUGUUUGACAAAUAACGCUGAUUUGGCGACAAUCAGCAGCGAAGAGGAGCUGGAAUGGAUCUUGAGUCAUUACAAGCCUCAACUCCGGCAUUCAAAGGAUAGACAAAUCCAGGUAAAAUUCAGGUUCAUUUAUGAAUCUUGCUAUAUUUUCUUGGGUUUUUCCAAGGGCCCUGUUACGUGUAGUGAAUUUCCAAAUGCUAUGGCAAAAAUAUUUUUUCGGAAUUUUAGAAUUACAAUAACUUGAGAAGUUUCAGGUCGGUCUCUACGCUGAGAUUGAGGAGGACGAGCCAAUGAGGGAAUGGAAAUGGGUAACUGGAGAGGCCGUCAACUCGUCUAUACUGUAAGUGUUUUAUUGUCGCUUACUGUCGGUACGGAAUGCAAACUAUUUCUUAAUUCUUCAGUCUUGAGCCGUUUCUGGUUGUGCUUUAGCUUGGUAAAUGCAAAACAUAAGCUUAGGAAACUGUAAAUUUUAUGUAACCAAUUUCACUUUUCAGCUCUUGGGCAUCCGGGGAGCCCUUCGAUCACGCCAAUGGCAAAGAACGUUGCGGUCUUCUGAACAUCAACAGUAAGACUUUGGAUGACGUGGAUUGUGAGUUGGGUGGAAGUCCCCUCAGAUUCUACAGAUUCAUCUGUGAAAGGACUUUCAAUCAGCACUUGAAGGUAUGCUCUUUUCAAAAAAUUACAAUUUUUCUGACAGUCUUCUAUGAUACGUAUUAAACUUUCAUUUUUUAGCACGAAGAGUUGAACAACCCCAUGUGGAAGAAGCUGGAGGAUAUUUUGGUAUUUUUUGGAAUAAGCGACCGUACCAAGGCAAAAAAUUCGAAUUCCACAGAUUCGAAUGAAUCUUUGAAAGCAACUCCACUUGAAGAUGAGGAUUAUGAUGAGAAAAAAGACUUGAAGAAAGUGAAUGCAACUGAAAUAAAGAAGGAGAGCAAAGUUGAGAGAGCUCCAGUAAAACCAGAUGAAAAACCAUUGAAAGAUGACAAGAUAGUCGAGGACAAGGACAAGAAAUUGCAGGUGAGGGAUUUUCGCCCAUUUUACAAGGGAAAAGCUCGCAGUGCAAAGAUUCUUAUAAAACUUGGCAAAAGCUUUGGUUCAAUUUUCGUAACUUAAAAUCGAAAUUUCAAUUUUUUUUGACAAGGAUACGAAGUUUUUAUGAUAACUGAGAGUUGCUCUUUGUACCCUUCACUUUCCAAACUCAAUCAAACCUCUUACUUUUUAGUGUCAAAUUUUAAUAAACAUUUUUUAGACCCAUUCUCAAGCCUUUGCCGCCAAGACUAUCGAAACUGCUCCAACCCGCGAUGACUCUGAUCUCCUGGUCAUCACAAACCUUGAGCCCCUUCGCGAUGCUGGCAAAUUCGAUGGUGUAACUGAAUCCAGCAUCCGAACAACCCGCCCAGACCCCCUCGCUCACCUUGCGGACACGCUGGAGCAGGCCGUUGAAUCGGAUGCUCCAGGCGAUGAUGAUGCAAAAAUGAAAAACUUGGAGAGAAUCAUAAAUGCCGUACAAAAGAUGGUCGGAGAUGAUGAUAAGGACAAGGUGGGUUGGGAGACAGUGCGUGCACGAAUUCACAGUGAAAAACGGCCGAAAUUUGGGCCAACAAUCGAGUCUGAGAAUGAGAAUUCAAAUUCUGAACGGUCUAAUUCUAAUUCUGAGAGGUCUGACGAUCCAACUUAUAAGUCUGAUAACGGCAAUUCAAAGUCUGAAAAUCCUAAUUCGAAAACUGAAAACUCCCAUUUCCCGUCUGAAAAUCGCAAUUCUAAGUCAGUCGACCCUUCUGAUUCUUCCGAAGUCCAUCAUAUUUCUCAUCAUGACUCUCAUAGACAUCCACACUUUAGUUUUCCAGAUAUUUUUGACGAAAUUCUGGGUCCUAUGUUACCCCGACCCUUCCGCCCUAGGCCUUUUGAUAGACCAGAGCAUAGAGACACGAGAAAAUGGCAGCACCCUGACAAAUCUCACCUCCAAAAUCGUGAGAUGAGCGAAAUUAAUAGACAAUAUGGCCAAAAAACGGUCGAAAGCACUACUUUGAUUCCCAAAACGGGUGAAAUAGAGGGUUCCGGCCAGGAUAUUGAGAUCCCAAUUGAAGUUUUCACUAAAGCCAAGGCUGAGGUUAGCACUACUAGGCCAAAUUUAAGCAAUAUUGAGCCUCAUUGGGUGGUGAGGAAGACUUUCUAUGCUCAGCCCCAUCAGAAAAGAAAGAUCAAAGUGACGGAACCUCAUAGAAACCCGGACAGGGAAACGCUCCCAGAAUCCUUCGAAUUCGAUCGAGAUGAGCCUGAGGUGCGGAUUUUAAAACGCUUGGGGGGAUUAUAUUCUAAUUUAUUUGGGAUGCUGGCCCAUGAGAUGGACGAUUUUGGUGCUUUUGAUUAAUAAUAUUCCCUAAAAAUUAACUUAUUUAUGGUCAUUAAUAAUUUGUUUUCGUCUAUUGUAAUCAUUCAAUGUUCUUAAUAAAAUUUCCGUUUUGCAGAAUCGGCAUUAUUGAACCAAGUAAUGACAAGAGUGUUUUUCAGCCUCAAGAGCAAACGACUAAAACGCCAGCGGAAAAGAUCCAGUUUGUGGAGUCGAAACAGAAAACUGAAAUUGAACAAAAUGCAGUGGAGGCUACAGGUGUGUAAUUUUAUUUUGGACGAAACGGCGUCAAUAUUUUGAUGACGUAAAAAAGAUCCCAUCGAUUCAUAGAAAGGAGUAUGUUUAGGAAGCGCAUUACUAAAUUUUGAGUGCCUUUAUCCCACAGCGACAUACCAAGGCUUUCCUUAUAGCAAAAUUUCAUUUUGACCCAAAUUUGAAAAAAAUCGAGUCUUUGUUUUACCGCAAAAUAACUGCUAUUUAAAAAACUUUGAAAUUUACAAUCUCCCACAUUUUUGAGAUUAUCUUUUGCAGAGCCCGUAAAUCCAACAGAGCAAUUUCAAAUCGCUCUAAGCCUCGAUGAAGACUUCAAGCAAGCUCAGAAGGAACAACAAGCCCAUCCAGGUGUCAACAGUGGAGAUCUCUUGAUAAUUCCAAAAUCCUCCGAAGAAAUUGUUGGCUGUGGCGCUAAAAACUUAAAAAAGGAAUCUACCGUUUCAACUACCCCAUCGCCAGCUCAAAUUGAAGAGAGGAAUUUGCAUAUCAAUGCAUUUCUAAAUAACCUUCGUGAUCUACUGAACCGUUCCGACAGUACCGUGCUCUCCAAUUUAUUCGAAGCCAAUUAUACAGAUUCGGCGGAAAAUCUCGCUGACAAAUUGGAAAGAGCUUCUCAGCUGGCUAGAACAACUCAAAGUGUCCCGCCUAGUCCUGAAGAAUUAGAGAGAUUGCGAAAAAAUAUUGAAAACGACGUGUUGAAGAGCAUCGAGGAGCUGGGAGAAACUGAAGACCGUGAAUUCAAAAGUAUGGAAGUCGCAGAAAAGGACUUAGAAGCGAUUGGAAGCGGGUUGGAACCCCCAGCGGAGAAGUUGAUCUCACUUACACCAGUCGCACUGACAGCGCAUCAACAAAUUAUAGUGGAGAAGAAAACAGAAAGUCCAGAAGAGGCGAAUGUUAGCGGAUACACUCCAAAGACAACUGUGGAGUUGGCCAAGGAAAAGAAAACAAAGAAAUUCUUCGUGCUGUCGUCAGCAGAAGCCGCUGAGAAUGCAGCGGAAACGGAGGGAUUCUUGGCGAAGGUGAGUAUUCGAAUUUGAAUUUUUCAAGAAAUUGAAAGUGCGUAAUCAUGAUUUCAGAAUGAAGAAGAGAAGCCAGUAGAAAUUGAGGCGUCCACAAAACAGACAGCAACAUCUAUUAUCCCAGAAAGCGAGGAAGAUUCUGCCGAAGCCAUUGAAGGCUCAGGUCAAGCCCCAGUUGGAACAAGGAGAACUGAAGUGAAAGAACAAGGCAAACAACACGUAAGUCAUCAAAAGAGUGAUAAGAGUAAAGAUAAGCAAGAGCGUAAUUUUUGAUUGAAACAUAGCUAACUUGAAAAUCGAAUGUGUUUCAGAAAAAGCCCCGGCAAUCGCUCUUCCCCGACCUUGACUUCAGUCUACUCAACAACAAAAAGCUCGCCGAGGAAGCCGCUGAAAGUAGUAAAAAGCAAAAAGCUCAAGCCGACGAAGCGUAUAAAGCCUUGGCCAAGCUGGAUCAAAACUCAUUGGCGGCUCGAAUCGCUGCAUCAGAGGCCCAACGCAAGAAAGCCGAGCAAAAGACGGAUGAGAUAAAAGAUCCCAUCCAGGUCAAGAAGAUUCAAGUCCAGCCAGCGUUGAUGAAAAACAAGAAGCCGGAAGAUGUUGCGAAGCAGCUGGAGAAAAUGUUUUUUGAUUGGAGCAAUGGAGCGUUUGGGGUUCUCAACGGAUAA
Molecule: messenger RNA, 4785 nt
Organism: Bursaphelenchus xylophilus (pine wood nematode)
Lineage: Eukaryota; Metazoa; Nematoda; Chromadorea; Rhabditida; Aphelenchoididae
Source: the annotation of a GenBank genome assembly